Molecule: messenger RNA, 255 nt
Organism: Rotaria sp. Silwood1
Lineage: Eukaryota; Metazoa; Rotifera; Eurotatoria; Philodinida; Philodinidae
Source: the annotation of a GenBank genome assembly
AUGUCUUCAAUUAUUGAUUCUAAUAUGAAUACAACCUCAUCAACAGAUGGCAAAUAUCAUAAAUAUCAUAUUGUCUUGAUAUAUCUUGUUCACGAGAACGGGUAUUGCGGAGGUGAUUAUCAUGAACCAUCCUCGGCCUUGAUGGGUACUAUAGGUGGUGAAUUACGGGAGAAUAUGCUUGAUGAAGCCUAUGAAUCAUUGGAGGAAUGUAUGGAAGAUAAAGAUUAUAUUCCAUUUGAUAUUCAAAAUAGCUAG